AUGGAAUUACCACACAUUGGAAAACAUUGUUCAGAAAAAACCUGUAACCGACUGGAUUUUUUACCAAUGAAAUGUGAUGCCUGUGAGGAAUCAUUCUGCAGUGAUCACAUAACAUAUUUAAGUCACUCAUGUCCAAGUGCGUAUAAAAAAGAUUUUCAAGUACCAGUCUGUCCAUUAUGCCACGUUCCAAUACCAAUAAAACGCGGCGAUACACCAGACAUUGCCGUUGGAUUGCACAUUGACAAUCAAUGCGAGUCGGAUUUAAGUAACGCCAAGAAAAAAGUCUUCGUUAAUAAAUGCUCAAGUAAGGGUUGUAAAAUAAAAGAAAUAAUUCGGGUAGAUUGCAAGGACUGUGGGAUGAAUUUCUGUCUGAAACACCGACAUCCGGUCGACCACAACUGCAUCGGUCAUGAAGAGGCUGUGAGAUUGAAGCGGUUGGAGGCUUUGAAGAAGAAAGCCAAGCAGCAGAGUAGUUCUGGGAGCGGUAGUAAUAGUAAUGGACAAGUGACAAAUGGACAAUCAUUCCGUAAUAUUCAGGGAGGUAUGAGCGAAGACGAAGCUCUUGCAAGAGCUCUCCAAGCUUCUCUGCAAGAUGAAGACAAUAGUCGUCGGCAACAACCAUUACAUACUGUGCCUUCCGGAAAUCGCAAUCUAUGCAGGCUAGCAUAA
This is a messenger RNA of Cotesia congregata, 669 nucleotides long. The record is from the annotation of a GenBank genome assembly. NCBI's taxonomy places the organism in Eukaryota, Metazoa, Arthropoda, Insecta, Hymenoptera, Braconidae.